Mucor mucedo is the source of this 456-nucleotide messenger RNA. Its product is annotated as RlpA-like double-psi beta-barrel-protein domain-containing protein-containing protein. Lineage: Eukaryota; Fungi; Mucoromycota; Mucoromycetes; Mucorales; Mucoraceae. The transcript has a single exon. Bases 70 to 426 code for a protein of 118 amino acids. The record is from RefSeq and is a predicted model, not a curated record.
UUACCUUCUUUCCUUCUUUUUUAAACGCUGGCCGUUUUAUCCCUUUCCCUUUUUUUUUAACUAGUCUCAAUGCAAGCUUGUAUCAUUAUUUUCACUCUUUUAGCCUUGUUGUUUCGUGUCCAAAGUGCCCCUCUCGUUGCGCGUGGCUCUGAGUCUGGCCAAGGCACUUAUUAUGAAGUAGGGUUAGGUUCUUGCGGUAAAACAAACACCAACAGUCAAAUGGUGGCUGCACUCUCUGGUUCCAUCAUGAAAUCUAGCUAUUGCGGUAAAUCUAUCACCGUCAAAGGUCCCAAUGGUUCGGUCUCUCUCAAAGUAGUAGAUACAUGUCCUGGAUGUAAAAAAGGGGAUGUUGAUAUGAGUGCAGCUGCCUUUAAGAAAAUUGCUAGCUUAAGCGAUGGUCGAGUUCCCAUUACAUGGUCUCUUUAAAAAAAAUAAAGUUAUAAUUUAUUAACUAGC